AAACAUCUUUCUCAUUCUCGCUCCAUAUCAGCUUCUCCGUCACCUCUCCAAACCAAAUCAAGAAAUUAAAGAGAAACAUGAAAAUGCAAUUCCUCCUUUCACUUCUGCUUCUGUGCCUCCUCCACGUCCAUCCAACCCUUUCUGGCGGAUACCUCCUCCUGGAAUACAGAGCCCUCCUCUCCGUGAAGUCCUCCAUCAAUGACCCACAAUCAGCUCUUUCUACGUGGAACGCCUCCACUAGCCACUGCAACUGGACGGGUAUCACGUGCCACCCUUCCAGUCGUCGCGUGACCGUCGUCGACAUCUCAAACCUUCAACUCUCUGGUACUCUCUCCUCGAACCUGUCUGAUCUCCGUUUCCUCUCCGAACUCUCCGUCGCUGGCAAUAAUCUCUCCGGGGCCAUCCCCGCCGAGCUCUCUUCCCUCUCUGCCCUUCGCGUCCUCGAUCUCUCACAUAAUAGCUUCAACGGCACCUUCCCCUCCCAGCUCUCCCAUCUCCGUUUCCUCUCCGAACUCUCCGUCGCUGGAAAUGAUCUCUCCGGGGCCAUCCCCGCCGAGCUCUCUUCCCUCUCUGCCCUACGCAUCCUCGAUCUCUCAUAUAAUAGCUUCAACGGCACCUUCCCCUCCCAGCUCUCCCAUCUCCGUUUCCUCUCCGAACUCUCCGUCGCUGGCAAUGAUCUCUCCGGGGCCAUCCCCGCCGAGCUCUCUUCCCUCUCUGCCCUCCGCGUCCUCGAUCUCUCAUAUAAUAGCUUCCACGGCGCUAUUCCUGAGUUUAUUGGCGACAUGCCGGAGCUGGAGGAGUUGCAGUUGGGGGAGAACAAAUUUACCGGGAUCAUUCCUCAGAGGCUGGGAAAGAAUGGGAAGCUUCAGCUUCUUGAUCUUUCAUCGAAUAAUUUGCCUGGGACUCUGCCUCCUCAUAUGUGUUUUGGGAAUCGGCUUGAGAUUCUGAAUACCGAAGAAAAUUUAUUGGUCGGUCCAAUCCCAGAUUCACUCGGGAGGUGCGAGUCGCUGUCUGAGAUCCGAAUGGGGCGCAACUUUCUCAACGGUUCAUUGCCAAGAGACCUUUUCGGUUUGCCCAAUCUCACCGACGUGAUGCUGCAGAAUAACCGUCUGGCCGGGAAGUUUCCCAUUUUCUCGAGAAACGAUUCUAAAUUGUGGACACUAGAUAUUUCUGACAACAAUAUUCAUGGGGAGCUACCUAGUUGGAUCUGGAGACUUCCCUAUCUUGAGAUUUUGAAUCUCUCUCAUAAUUGUCUAGAGACUCUAGAUGAGAAUUUAAACUCUCCCAACACUUCCAAAUCCUGGUUGAGAAUCGUAGACCUUCAAUCCAACCAGCUCCAAGGGCAACUUUCAAAUCUCCCACUGCAUUUUCAAGACUUCAAUUACUACCGUUGGUACAACGGUUUGUUGCUGCCGCCGCUCACUUUUUUCUUCUCUGUUUCAAGAAAUAAAUUCGACGGGACUAUUCCUACGUCACUGUGCAAUGCAACUCUUCUAGAUGUUCUAGACUUGUCCCAUAAUCGCUUGACUGGCGCGAUUCCCCGAUGCUUAAUUGAAAGGAGUAGAGUUCCAAGCGUGAUGGAUUUAGGGGGAAACAAUCUUACUGGCAUAAUUCCUGACUCCUUUCCAUUCAAUUGUGAUUUACAAACUUUGGUUCUGAGUGGAAAUCAACUAGAAGGAGAGCUACCACAAUCCCUGGCCAGGUGCAUUGCAUUGGGGGUUUUGGACAUCGGGAACAAUCUCAUUCAGGAUACCUUCCCAUGUUAUUUGAAGAACAUAGACACGUUGCAAGUCCUUAUUUUGCGAUCUAACCAAUUUUAUGGGUCUAUUAAUUGUCUAGAUGCUGAUACUACCUGGCCCAACCUUCAAAUUUUAGAUCUGGCCUCAAACCAUUUUGUUGGAAAGUUUCCAAUACGUUACUUUCCUAGCUGGAAGGCAAUGAUUGGAACCGAAAAGGGUGCUGAACGGAUUGUAGCUUCCAGAGGUAUUUUCAAAUAUUCUGGUACAAAAUUUAUGUUAAAAUUAUUUUUCAACAUUGGCGGCUCAAUUUACCCUAUCAAACUAGGAUAAAUCUUACAUUAAAAGGUAACGAUUUGGAGUUUGUGAAGGUCCUAACUAUCACAACCUCACUUGAUCUGUCGUGCAAUAGUUUUGACGGACAUAUACCUAAAGAAAUAGGAGAAUUCAAAGCUCUAUAUGCCCUCAACUUAUCUCACAAUGCUUUUACGGGUCAAAUUCCACAAGCUUUAGGAAACUUGAGUGCUCUUGAGUCACUAGACUUGUCAAGCAACAAGCUCAUUGGAGAGAUUCCUCACCUACUUGCAGAUGUUCUUAAUUUCCUGACAUUCCUUAACCUUUCGUUCAAUCAAUUGGUGGGAAAGAUUCCACAGAUCAAGCAAUUUCCUACAUUUUUAGAAAGUUCCUUUGAAGGAAACAUAGGAUUAUGUGACUUUCCUAUGAAAGAAAAAUGCAUACAUGAAGAAUCGGGACUGUCACCUCCUCCAUUUGAAGAAUCUCAUUCGUAUUUUGGGAAUUCAAUUGAUUGGGACUUCUUAAGUGCCGAAUUGGGAUUUGUUUUCGGCCUUGGAAUUUUUAUUGGACCUCUUCUAUUUUGGACGAGGUGGAGGAAAUGCUACUACAAACAUGUCGAUGACAUUGUUUUUAAAAUGUUUCCUCAGACAUACAUAAGAAUAGAAAAUCAUCGAAGUCGAGCACACAGGAAUCAAGGACGGCAAGCACGUAGGAACCAAGGUGGGAGGUAAUGCUCAAUGCUGUCAGGUAUGUCCCCAAUUGAUUUAUUAGUAUGUAAUUAAAUAAUGUCUAAAGUGAUGUAUUAUAAAUUAGCAAUGUUAUUGAAAUUCAUAA
Carya illinoinensis is the source of this 2864-nucleotide messenger RNA. RefSeq names its product leucine-rich repeat receptor-like serine/threonine-protein kinase BAM2. The transcript is spliced from 2 exons. Bases 78 to 2069 code for a protein of 663 amino acids. Gene Ontology annotation, molecular function: protein binding. NCBI's taxonomy places the organism in Eukaryota, Viridiplantae, Streptophyta, Magnoliopsida, Fagales, Juglandaceae. The record is from RefSeq and is a predicted model, not a curated record.